This is a messenger RNA of Rotaria socialis, 555 nucleotides long. NCBI's taxonomy places the organism in Eukaryota, Metazoa, Rotifera, Eurotatoria, Philodinida, Philodinidae. The record is from the annotation of a GenBank genome assembly.
AUGUCUACGUCCUCAUCACAUGAUUUUAUUUCCACAAUUCUUACUAAACCAAACAAAACAUCGAAUGAUCUACAUGAAAUAAUUAAUAAAUGGCGUGAUGAUUUAAUGAAAAAUGAAGAAUAUCUUCUUCAAUAUGCUUAUCAAUUAAGUCAAAAGCAAGAAUCACUCAAUAAAACAACGGAAUCAUUUAUUGAAGCUCAAAAUUUACUUGGAAACAUCGAAGAUAAUUUAGAACAAUUUCAAUUAUCUACUGAAGCUCUACACAAAUAUAAUAAUGAAUUAGAAAAUAACAUUGAACAAUUGAAUAAUGACAGUAAAACUCGUCUACCAAACAUAUUAUCCAAUAUGAAAACAGAACAAGAUCGUCCAAUGGUCAACGAUCUUAUGGAAUCAGUUGAUAAUCAGUUAAAUGAACUCGUCGAAACAACGAAACAACUCUAUGGAUCACUUCAAAUAGGCACAGAUAGUUCGAUUGUAAAGACAAUAGAUGACUUACAAACAUGUUUUCGUGAUAUUGAUAGCAUUCAAGAAACUAUGAAACAGAUUAAAUUAUAA